This is a messenger RNA of Moneuplotes crassus, 2251 nucleotides long. The record is from the annotation of a GenBank genome assembly. Lineage: Eukaryota; Ciliophora; Spirotrichea; Euplotida; Euplotidae.
AAUAUGAUUCCCGCUAUACAAUUGCUUGAAAAAGGAAAACUCACUGAAUACUUCAGUAGUCUAGAAGAUAUUAUGAACGAUGAGAUUGCUAUCCCUCUCAAUCAGGAGGAGAGAGUCUACCAGGCCAACAAGCUUAAUGAUUUGAAGAUAGAGGCUGAAUUCCUACUCUCAAGAGGAAUGCAGAAAAUAGGCUGAUGCCAAGAAGCACUUUAUGGAUUCACUAAUUUAAUUGAUAGGUUGCGAAAGAAAGAAGCUAUGAGACCAACAGAGCUCUUCUAUUUAUCACAGUCUUAUUACAGAAUAAGCCAGCUUCACUCAGAACUCAAAUUCAUCCAGAAAGCUGAAAGUUACAUGCAAAUUUACGAAAAGUUGCAGAGCAAUUACCUGUCAGAAUUAGAAAAGGAGGAGACGUCCGAGAUCGUCUUCAAAAUAGGAUAUCUUCAGAAUCAGCUUCAGAAGAGGAAAGCCUGGCUAUACCAUCUCUCAUGUGAUGACAUUAAAGCUAUCUCCAUUCUAACUGAAGUAUACUCAAACGAGAGGAAGCUAAGAAGCACACAACUUAAGGUUGACCAGUCAAAUCCCCCUGAACUUCAAUUCAGAAUAGAUAUGAGAAUUGCAAGAACCUUAUUGAUGAUUUCUUCGAUCUACAGGAGCAGAAUGGAGGUGAAGAAAGCUAUAUACUUUGAAUCACAGGCCCAAAAAUGAUUCUUCAAAGGAUACCUUAAAGGAGAAGACACAGAAAUAGUGUUCACUGCAGACUUUCUUAUGGAAACCACCAGUUAUUGCCCAUAUCGCCACUAUGAAAGAGCUAACUCGAUAUACGAGAAGAUCUUAGGGACCAAAAGUCCGAAGUUCCUAAACUCUUUCAGAAGAAUUGCCGACACAAAGCUGAAAAGAUAUGAUUAUCAAGAUAACAUCAACUUAUAUACUGUAGAUACUAGGUAUUUUGACGAGAUCCCAGAAAACACUCUUUUUAGUGAAGCAAAAGAUAGCUCAAAUUUUGAAGAGGCUGGUACAUUCUACAAAUAUAUUGAAGACCAACUACACGAGAAUUAUUUUGAUGUUGGAUAUUAUGAGAAACUCUAUGCGACGCACACACAUAUCCUAAUCCGGCAGGCAUAUAUCCAAAUUUACUUGCUCAGGAAUGGUAAGAAAGCCAGAUCAAAAAUAUUGAGACUCUCAAGAUUAAUACUGAAAAGUUAUACAGAGCUUUACAAUGCAAAGUCUAUAUUCUGCCUAAAUCCCUAUUUAGGAGUUGUCUGCGCCUCUAUGAGAAACCAAGAUCUCAAAAAGGCAGAAAGGUAUUCUGUCAAAAUGAUUGAAAUUUGUGAAAAAUAUAUCAAAAGUAUGGGAAAUCAAUACAGCCUGAUCUCCAACAUUCACAUAAGUGUUAUGUAUUUCAUGAAGAAGCAAUAUCCUAGAGCUAACGCUUUAUUCAAAGAGAUUCUCCACCAAGAACUCGAAUAUGUAUCAAAUAACAGAUCGCAUCCUUACCUAGAGCAAAUUUACUUACAUCUUGCGAUAAUGUACGAGAAGCUAAAAGAGUACAAUUCUGGGUUACUAAUGUGGAAGAGUUUGCUUAAAGUUCAUAAGCAAACUUAUGACAGAAACUGCACUUACAUCAGCAAAGACUAUUUCUACAUUGGUCAGUUAUACCUCGACCUAGGUGACACCAGCAAAGCUCUCUAUAAUCUUGAAAUGAGUAAAGAAUGAAUUGAAGCAUUCCUCAAAACUCUAAAUGAACUCAACGGCAAGGAAUCAGCAUUCCAAGGAGCACAUUUCCAAGAAGAAAUUGAAAUGAUGAUCUCUCAAGAAGAGCUGAACCUUUCCAAAGUUAACACUCUAAUCCAAAAAUCCAAACAAGCUAACGAACAAAAUCAGGGGGUUUCAGAGGUCAACAAUCAGAAAAACUCAGCUAAAUUUGAAAGAGAAGAUGCCUUCAAAAAAGAUACAGAGCUCAGUGUGAUAUACGAGGAGUCUAUCCUCCAGACUAAAUUUGAAUCAAUCAAGAAGCAAGACGAAAAUGCAAAUAUCGAGUCAGCAGAUACUAAAACUCCACCAGGAUCAGAGCAAAAUGGGAUUUGAGAUCUCACUCCAUCUUAUACUAAAUCAAGACCUGAUAUAGGAACGGUCAAAGCAGAAUAUUCAGAUGAAAUAGAUGACAUGUUCAUGCCUACGAUAAGUAAAGUAAUGUAAUGAGACCAUACUGAAAAAGUAUUGAGCUUAAUCUAUAAAAUAUAUCCUCCUCGAC